UACAAUUUUUUUUUCUGACAAUCAUUUAUUAAAAUAAAUUUGAAGUUUCUCGAUACUUAUAUAUACCCUCCUCAUUCACAUCUUUCUAUUCAUCAACAACAGCAAUUCAAGCAAUUGUCUCUGAGAGAUACAAAAAAUCCAAUCUUUUAUAAUCUGUUGUAUUUGCAUUAUCAAAUUCCAAACCCGAAAUGGCCAAGUUUUUCUCCCUUCCCACCAUCUGUCUACUACUAAUGCUGUCCCUAACUCUAGGUCUGGCCAACUCUGCUCGAAUGCUCGACCAAAUGAGCUCUCAGUUUACUCCUCCAGAAGAACUACCAAGUCUACCACCAAUGGAUGAUUCCACUUCUACAACUGUUUUACCAAGCGGCCAAGCUCCUGCUGUUGCGACAGAAUCCCCUCCUGUUGCAACAGAAGCUCCAGCUGCAGCUGCUGCCGAAACUCCAGAUGCUGCAGCAGAAGCUCCAGCAGCUGCUGCAGAAGCUCCAGUUGAGGAAGCUGCAACCCCGGAUAAUCAACCUGAUCAGCCUCAGCCAGACUCUACAACUACUGCUGCAGCAACCCCAGAGGAAGCUCCUGCAGCUUCACUCGCUGCAGGACCUGCUGCGCAAGGUGGUGCUGCAGGCGGAGCUGAGCAGCCUGGACACCCUGCUAUAUCCUUCUACAUGCAUGAUGUUCUAGGCGGGUCCAGUGCCUCAGGCAGGAUUGUCACUGGUCUAAUUGCCUCCAGCGACGUCAAUGGAAUCCCAUUCUCACAGCCAAACAACCAAGUGUUCCCAGUCUCCAACGGAAUUCCCCUCAUGAACAAUGGCAAUCUCAACAACGUCCUCAACAACAACAAUGUCCCCUCCUUUGCAGGACUUAACGGUCAGAACCAACAGCAAGUCGUACAAAACGCUGGCAACAACAAUGUUGUAAACGGUGGCAACAACAACCAGGCCACAUUUGUCAACCCUGGUCAGCUUCCCUCUGGUACAACCCUCCAGAAGCUGCUGUUUGGUUCCAUCACAGUCAUUGAUGACGAGCUCACUGAGGGUCAUGAGCUCGGGUCUGGCAUCAUGGGCAGAGGCCAAGGCUUCUACCUUGCUAGCUCCCUUGACGGAGAAAGUCACACCAUGGCCUUCACCGCAAUCUUCCAUGGUGAGGGUCAUGAACAAGAAACCGAUGACACCAUCAGCUUCUUCGGUGUCCACCGGACUGCCUCUCCAAUUUCUCAGAUGGCUGUCAUCGGUGGAACCGGUAAGUAUGAGAAUGCCAAGGGAUAUACAACUAUUGAAACCAUCCCUGAUCAGAACCAGCACACUACUGACGGCGUUGACACCGUUGCUCAUUUUAGUGUUUACCUUAUCUAGGUAUAACUGCAGAGUCCUGAAAUUUAAAUUUGUGUAAUUUGAUGCUUGUGCUUUUUUUAAGUUGGAGUUUCAUUCACUUUGUUGUACGUGUUAUGUAUGUAUAUUUAAGCCAUGUAAGUUAAUCAGAAAUUAUGUACUUAUUGAAAAUGAGUUUCUUGGAUUUA
Messenger RNA from Chenopodium quinoa (quinoa), 1513 nucleotides. RefSeq names its product dirigent protein 9-like. The record is from RefSeq and is a predicted model, not a curated record. NCBI's taxonomy places the organism in Eukaryota, Viridiplantae, Streptophyta, Magnoliopsida, Caryophyllales, Amaranthaceae. The transcript has a single exon. The coding region runs from base 189 to 1349 and encodes 386 amino acids.